Molecule: messenger RNA, 1083 nt
Organism: Dichotomopilus funicola
Lineage: Eukaryota; Fungi; Ascomycota; Sordariomycetes; Sordariales; Chaetomiaceae
Product: vacuolar protein sorting-associated protein 74
Exons: 4
Coding region: 1-1083 (360 amino acids)
Biological process (GO): Golgi to plasma membrane protein transport; Golgi vesicle budding; retrograde vesicle-mediated transport, Golgi to endoplasmic reticulum
Cellular component (GO): Golgi cisterna; cytosol; trans-Golgi network
Molecular function (GO): phosphatidylinositol-4-phosphate binding
Source: RefSeq, a predicted model, not a curated record
AUGUCGACGACCACCUCAGGGCUGACACGGCGCCGAGGCGGCGGACCCGGGGGUGCGGGCAAUGACGGGGGGAACAACAAUGGCAGCAACGGCAUUGGCUCGCGGACCAACUCGUCGGCCAACGUUCGCGACGCCGCGGGGGGCGCUACGCCCGGGACGGGCUACGAGAACGGCGAGAACGGCCACCCUAUCGCUUUUGACCCGCGCGACAUGAGUGAGAGCGCUGAACGCAGCAAGCAGCCCAAGCUUACGCUGAUGGAGGAGGUGUUGCUUCUUGGGUUGAAGGAUAAACAGGGGUAUCUAUCAUUCUGGAACGACAACAUCUCGUAUGCCCUCCGUGGGUGUAUCGUCCUCGAGCUGGCCUUCCGGGGCCGUAUAGCCAUGCAGAACACUCCGUCGCGGCGGAGCUUCCCGCUGCCGGAUCGUAUUAUCGAGGUUAUUGACGAGUCGCUGACGGGCGAGGUACUCCUGGACGAGGCCCUCAAGAUGAUGAAGACGAGCGAGAAGAUGAGCGUGAGCAGCUGGAUUGACUUGAUGAGCGGCGAGACCUGGAACUUGAUGAAGAUCGGCUACCAGCUCAAGCAGGUACGCGAGCGGUUGGCCAAGGGCUUGGUGGACAAGGGCAUCCUACGGACCGAGAAGCGCAACUUCCUACUCUUCGACAUGGCGACGCACCCCGUCGUCGAUAGCGGCGCGAAAGAGGAGAUUCGCCGACGCACACGCAACGUGCUGACCCAGCGCACUGUCGUCCUCAACAACUCGCAAUGGCUGCCGGAGAACCUUGAGUUCCGCUAUCUACGCACCGUUGCUAUGGUCUGCGCGGCCUACGCCGCUAACGUCCUCGAGAACGCGCUGUCCACCCUCGGCCACGAAGCCCGUGAGAAGGCUUUCAACCAGACCGACGAGUUGCUCGCCGAUUACAGCCAGUGGCCGUUUGGUCGGAAGGCUACGGGUAACGACAUUGGGGAGAACUUGCCGCAGGUCAUUGGCGAGGAAGUUACCAACUCCUCAGAGAAGGAGCUCCAACUUGAAGUCGUUGCCGCGUGUCUCAGCGUCUUCACCCGUUUGGAUUCACUUCUCUAA